Molecule: messenger RNA, 8022 nt
Organism: Ceutorhynchus assimilis (cabbage seed weevil)
Lineage: Eukaryota; Metazoa; Arthropoda; Insecta; Coleoptera; Curculionidae
Source: the annotation of a GenBank genome assembly
AGAAUAAGUCAAGAAUCUGGAAUUAAUGAAUCAGUGCAGAGAGUGAAAAUUAAAAUUUAAUGAAAAAUCAAGAAAGAAAUAAAAGAAAAUUCAAGAGCCUGGAAUAAACAAAAAAUUAGUCACAGGUAAAUAGAAAUAUAAACAAAAAAAUAAAUGAAAUAGAAUAGAAAAUCGAGAAAAAAAUAACUUAAAGACCCUCCUCUCCUUCUCGAUGAUUUCAAUAUCUGACGCUCAAACUUCGAAUAGGUACCUACCUAUAUCUUCCUUUUCUUCUUACAAUCCACUCGAUUUCUUCAGUACUUUGGCAACAUUGUUUCUAGUUCUCUCAACCGCGAAGCAGGUUUUCCGUUCGUUUUACGUAAAUCCAAUUUUAUUAUACACUCAUGUAGAUUAUUAAACCUUUGCUGGCCUUAUACACUUCGUUAUAUAUCGUUGCCAUGGUUGUAUUGUAUACAAAUAGAUAAGACGUCAACGUGUGUACGAUUAGAAUUUGUUUUUUAAAUUAAUUACAAGUGCUUAUUAGUUUUGCGUGGUCCUUCGAGCCGGAUCAAGUGCGACGUUUCGGUUUGAAAAAAACAGAGACAUCAUCAGGAUAUUGGAUUAAAAAAGUGUUUGUAAUUCCACAAGAAAAAUGCGAACCUUUAAACUUUGAAAUAAAUAGUGUUUGGAUCAAACUUCAACUACAAUGAACGAAGUCCGGAUUCAAGACUGGCCAUCAACAGAUUUAAAUUCAGCCGUUAGCAAUUCCUGGAUGCCCGCCUACGGUUUCCAGACGCCCGCUUUGAUGCUGGAAAAGGAAGAUUUUGUUGGAAAUCCUGAUGCAGAAUAUUUUUUGCACGGUACCACCGGUCAGUACAUGUACCUGGAAACCAUACAAGAAGAAACGUCGGACGAUUUGAGAUCCGAAAGCGACCUGGAUUCGAGAGAUUCGCCUCUGGGCUGGCUGGCCACCGAUUCUGAAGGUGGCAGCGUCAUCUGCAUAGAUUUAAUUGACGAUGUAGACUCGGAUCGCGAAAUCGCUUGUCCGCCAAAACGUAGAAAACAAGAAUUCUUGUGUCUGGAAGACGAAGACGAAAUUUCGCUGAGCCGAUCCAGCAGCCUUUUGCAAUUUGAAACUUUGGAGAAACAGUGCCAGCAAGAAACCCACUCGCCCAGUAUAUUUUCCUUUGACUCUUUGGAAGUUGCAAAAGUGCACCAUUUCAGCUCCGAGUACGAUGGAGAAGUUUUCAGAAACUUUGAAGACGAAAUAAACACCAGGUCUAAAAAAAGUUCGAGCAGAGAUUCUUUGCUCUAUAAUGCCUCUACAAGAUAUAGCUCAAGCUCGGACUCGAGCGAUUCCGAUACAACGGUGGAGAAUUCCAGAUCUUGCGACAAUCUCAAAACUUGGAGAAGCUUCGACAGCCUGUUGCUCAGCCCAAAUACUUCAACCAGGAAGUUUUCCAGUGAGAAUUUGAGCGAGGAUAGCGGCUACGGUGAUCAGUUGUUGCUUCACAACUAUGUGAAGUGCGGAAGUACGUUUUUUAGUACUUUAAGUAGCAGUACUGGACAGUUGGAAGGAGUGAAAAGAAUGGCUAAGAAUGCAGGGGAAAAAAGUGAUAGAAAGAACAGUUACGUGGGAUUUGGUGCUUAUGAUUGUGAUGUGUUUCAGAAUUUCAACGGUAACUUCGGAGUGUCCUACCACGACCUCUCAAACGUGGACCAGUUCUACGAGCCCUUAAGCAAAUCGUCCCCUCUAACCGACAUGUUUCUACGAAAAAAGCGCCAUCUACUUAACGCGAAUUCCACAACCACGGCCGCCAUCAACCCGAUUAUAAAUAUAGAUACCGAGAAUAAGUUAUCUAAAAUUAGCGCGGUUAAUGUCGUCUCGCAUGCCGCAAGUGUGCCCAAUCUGCUCCAUCAGGAAAGAUUCUCAGUUGACAUUCAAGAUUCAUCAGUAAACGUUUCUAGUGUGCCAAAAGAUUUGAAUUUCGUCGGCGAUUUUAAUCGUCAUCCCUCAUCUGCCGCGUCUGUAGCUGAGAAAAACUGGAAUUUAGCCGAUCUGAGUUUGAAUUUGAACGAUACCUGUGAAGAGGAGUGUAGGUUUAAGCCCGAGCUUGAAACUACCCAAGAAGAAUUUGAAUUUGAGGAUGAUAUUUUGAUUGUACCCGAAACAAUGGCUUAUUACAAACGUGAAGGUUCUUAUAGUGAAGCUAUGUCCAAUAGAGUGGACCUUAGUGAUGACGAAAACUCUUUGAGAAACAAACAUAAACUAAAACUGCCUAAAACUGCUAUAGUUGACUUUGAUAAGCGAGUGCUUAAAGCCAUUUCGGAACAGUCGUUGCAAAGCCUAAUAAGCAGUACUUUGAGUUUGCACGGUUCUCAAAAACACUUGGAUCAACAGCCGAUUUUUGAAACUCGUUACCAAAAUAAAUCGGCGGCAACGAGUACACCCAACUUGAACCGGAUCGAACUGGAACUUGAACGUCGGCAGAAAAAUACUUAUUUCGAUGACGACAGGAGGAAAAGUACUCACGAAAUUAAUUCCAGCAAAUACGACACUGCGAAAAUCGAAGAAGAACGAAACAAAAAUAUUUUGUUGGAUAACAGUACCGGCGACGAGUGCGAAGUGGAGUUUAGGAGGAAAGGGUCGAUUAUUAAAAGCAGUACCAGUACUUCUGGAAUGAGCGAUAUUGAUGAUAGGACUUUGAGGAAUUCUGUUAAGAGUUUUUCGGGUAGCAAUGGAAGUAAAGGUGUUCAUUUUUCUCCGGUCGUAGCCGAAGUAAAUUGGCGCGAUGAUGCCAGCACUUCAACGGUAACUCCGGACAGAGAGUCUUUGUACUCCCUGAGAAGUUCUUCGCCAGAACUUGCAAGACACUCGCCUGUGCUUAUCAAGCCGACACCUCAGUACGCCGGUAGUUCGAACUCGCGCAGAAGCGUUUCGCAUCCGGAUUUGAGCGACACCGAUUCCAAGUGUUACAAAAAGGAGUUUUUGGAAUCUUUGAAGAGUUUAAGGCACACUGAUAAUAAUAUGAGUAAAAGUCAGCCAGAUGUCAGCAAAUUGAAGAGGAAAGGCUCUCAAUUAAUCAAGACAGACAGAGAAGGACACACGGUCAAAGUGGUCAAUCUCGAUGGAGUUCAAUACCAACACACACAUUUGGAUUUGAACAGAGACAGAGUCAGUCAGAGAUCUUUGAUAGAAUCAAAUAAACACCAGGAUCAAAGCAGUGGCGUCGUACGAAAUUCCGCGGGUAGCAAAAAUAGUCUCACGUCCAAGUUCCCCUUCUACGGCAACAAUAACAACGCAACCGACGAAGACCAGCCUAGCAAAGUCAAACAGUCGAACGUCGGCGCUGGUAAACGAACGAGCGUCGUUGGCUUGGCGAUGGCGGAAAAUACGGGCGAAGAGGCGCGAGUCAAGAGGAAAAACAAAUCGGGUUUGGGCGGUUUUCUGCAACGGUUGGCCAGUUUUCGAUUGGGCGCGAAAAAGGGACAGGAACAAAAGGAUAAAUUGAAAAGGAAAGAGACGCAGAAAACUACAACAGGAGUCCCAGUUAACAAAACCGUCAACCCGAACCUGACCACGACAGGUACCAACAGCCAAAAACCCGACUACAUUUACAUCCCGCUAAAAGGCGCCUCGGGGGUGGACAACAACAAUGCCGCCCCUGUGUCGACGAAGCCGCCCCUGCCUAAACAGCCGCCCCCUCGGGUGGUGCACGCCAGCGUCAAAAAGGCGCACGCCGCCCAAAACGGCGUCGGUUUCAACGACGAGCGACGCCGGAGACGGACAAUCGAUUCGGCGUGCGGCGUCGUCGAAUCCAGAGACGUUGCGGGACGUCACGGGAAUGUCUCUAUGGACGGACCCAUGGGGUUGAUCGAGACCGAUCUCGAUACUGAAGUUACGGUAAUAACGAAUGGUGCGAACGCAAAAGCGCGCAGCCUGUUAGAUUUGGGCUGCGAGCCCAGAUUGCAGGUGCCCAAGAACGCCGAUGGGUCCCAGAACAGUUCGGGACGGCCCCACAAAUCUAUGGAGUUUCUUUUGGACAAGCAAAACCUCAAAGUAGUCGAGCCUCCCGAAAAUGAACUCCAAAAAACCGAACGCGUUAUGUCCGAACACGAACUAAGAGUCCAACGCAGCCUGCAAAAACUCACAGUACCGGAAUGGUACAAAAACUCCCAAGUCCCCGGCCAGGGCUUCCUGCUCAAAAAGAACCGCGAAACUCGAUGGACCGGCACCGGUUCCAAAACAACCAGCCUCAGUUCGCUCGGUUCCGGUACUCAAAGUCCUAUGGUACUCAGCCCCACCCCUGCCGCUCAACCGUUCGUCCGAUGGAGCACUUCCAAGUUGAACAGUACCGCUUCGUCGCCGUGUCAAAGUACCAGAAGUAGCUUCAAUCAGGGCAGACAACCGAACGGUUCGAUAUCGCCUAGCUCUGCGAGGUCGAGCUUCAGUUAUCGGCAACCGUAUUUGGGUUGGAGGUCUCAAGAAAGACUAAACAGACCUAGAACACCUGCUGAACGACUAGCAAGUACUUUAUUGUCCAAACAACAGCCUGCGCUGCAACAACAAGAAAAUCCUGAAAUUCAAACCUCAAUCAAAGAAGUUACGUCGGCAAUAGUUCAUUAUGUCAGUGGUUUAAAACCUACAAGUGAUAAUUACGAUCAAGACAACGUCAGUCGACGAUCUAGCUCGGUGUCGCCGAGAGGCAGUCAGAAAUUGUGCUGGCUGGAAAGCUCGUUUGUCGGUACCAAGCCUUUGGACAGUCCCGAAACUCCGGUUACUUGUUCGGAAAGUCCGGUACCGCCUCUCAGUUUGAGGUUGGAUUUGCAGAAUCACAGCAGCAAUGAUUUGGCAAUGCUUUCGACCGGAGACUCGAAAGUACGUCCAUCGCCAAGUUCCACCACCCUGGAAGACGUUUUGGAUUCGCUCUUAGGACUACCAUCAUCAGGGAGGGCUGCUAGUCCUUGUCUUCAAGAGACGGUGUCAGCUAGCACUAGCCCUCAGCGACGUGCGAGCGACGCGGAAGCGAACGGCGCGUACCGGCGCAGAUCGGAAGGCUCGGAACCGGCGGCGACCGGCAAAAUCGACCCGUCGUUGCCCGCUCCCGUUUUGCUGCGCUGUCGCUAUUCGCGCUGCGGCAAAACCGCCCUGCCGACGUCCAAAGAGGCGAAAUCGUUCAAGAAUUGUCACAAUUGUUCGUACACUUAUUGUUCGCGAGCUUGCAGACGGAGCCACUGGGAACGGCACAGGAAAACUUGCUUGUUUUCCAGGAUGGGAACUUUGUGCAGACAAGUGAUUCAAGCUGUCAAAGAUCAGAAGGAUUCUUUAAAAGAAUUGUCAAUAGUGGCUCGAAGAGGUUACAUUUCUCACGGUCUCGGUGCAGUGAAAUGUUUCUACCCGAAUCCGGAAGCGGCGGAAAAGUUCCUAGCCGAAGGCCAACAAAGUUUGGGCGAGUUGACCUACGUACGCUGGCAGGACCUCUUGCCCACCGAAAUGGGCCCGCAACUUUACAAAGAGCUCGUUGAAAUGUGCCAGAACUACAAUUCUGAAACGAAAUUCGUGCUCUACAUAUCGUUGUGCGUCGUUUCUGAAACUCCAGCUUCGGGAGCGGUCAAGUGGGAGAGACAAUUAGUUUCAAGAUGUGCCAAAUUACGAUUGAGUAAAGAUCUUAAUUUUAUUGGUCCAGAAAGAGAAACAGAGACACCUGAAACGCUGAUUCUCACUUGUCCACCUAUUAGAUUGCCCACUCCCGAGACUAGCAUGCGAGCAAGACUGAUAGCAUUCAACAACGUACAAGCUCAAUUGCGAAAUCGCGGGGUGUCGCUCAAAAGACAGUAUCCUGAAAUUUACGGGCUCAUGGACGCUUACUGCGAAGAUCUCACUGUGAAAUUUGAAGCUCAAACUAUUUAUCCGCGCAAUGCGACUACUCGAAAAAGUUUUAUGUGCAUCAUUAUGCUGGAAAGUGAUCAGGAAACUUUGAAGCACGUAGAAAAAGCUGGAGUACGCGUGCGGACUGUUGAUUGUCUUUUGGAUUGUGAAACGACCACGACGCUUUAAUAUUAGUGAGAAUAAUUCACUCAUGGAAAAUCUUAUAAGUUCCUUUUAUACGGUUUUAUCAAUAACAUGCUGUGGACAGUUUUUUUACUCAAAAGUAAAAUCUAUAAUAGACUAUAUAUUAUUAGUGCUUUAGGUAAAAUUAUUAUCGCCAAAUGUGAAUACAUUGUUAUGUAAUUGAAUUAGUAACUAAUGAAAAAUAAAAUAAGCAAAUUUGACAUCCAAUAUGUAUGAUAAUUAAAGCCUAUUUUGCAAAGUAAAAUUUUAAAUACUAUAGAUGUGGAUACUAAAAUCAUCAUUUUGUCCUCUGUGAUUUUAAAGAUAUAACGUUUGCGUUUGUCCCCUUUAUAAUGAUGUUAAUUAGUUUAAACCAAAAAGAGAUUUUAUAAUUUAUGUAUUAUAGAUAGGGCAGUCUACUUCAUCAAGUACUUAAAUUUAUGCUUGGGCAUUUAUACAGUUACUUGAUAAUAUAGGCAAAAUAAUAAACAAUUUAUUUAAUUUAAAUUAAUUUAGCUAAUGCAAUAAUAAAUAAAUAAAAAUUUGUUAUUUAGGUGCGACGUAAGUAAAAAAAUAAAUUAAUUUAAAAAAAUUAUUGUGUGUGUGUGUGUGUGUGGAAAUAUGAGCACAAUAAUACUUGAAUAAAGCAAUAAAUUAACAAUUGCAGAGCAAGUUCCAUUUCAUUGGUUCUAUUUGUUUUAAUUUUACCAAGUAAACUUUGACAUCCCCCAUAUACUCAUCAUCUAUGGAAAUAAGGCAAAAAAGACUUGGAUUAGUGAAAGCCAAAAAAUUAGAAGGUUCAUAUAGCAAACUACAAUUUGCCAUGCCAUUAAGUCAAAUAUAUUAAACAACCUAUUUGCAAAAAAUCUAAACAACGGUAAAAAGUCAAAAACCAAGAACAUAACUCUAACGUCCUCGUUGGCGAAAUAAAAAGUUCGAUGCAAUAAAUAUAGACUAAAAAAUGAAAAUCAAAUAGGUUAUCGAAAAUUUGCCUGGUAGAGUUAGUUGGUAACUGAAGGUUCGAUCGUCUCUCCACCUCUAAUUUGUCCCCAUCCGAUAAGACGCCAAUGCUUCUCCACUCUUCUGCUCAAUGCGAUUUUUUCACCAAUCUCAGUGCAAACCGGAUUGGUCAAUGCGAUUUUACACAAAUCGGCUUUGGUAGCCACAACACGUCCACCUGUACUCAACGAACCGAUAUUGACCAAUAAGACUUCUGCCUUGGUUAAACGGGCUACUUUAGCCCCUUUUUUAUCGCCUUCAGUACGGACACCUAAUAGACGUUUCAAAAGAUAGUAGCUUACCUAAAAAUAAUUAUUAUUAUAUUAAUUGCAUUGAUAUUAUAUUUAUUAUUGUUACUUCAAGUUCAAUAAAGAUAUUAGGUAGAGCCCCAACAGCACCCAAAACUUGUCCCACCAAACGAUCAGCUCUACAAAGAGUUGGCUCUAUUUUGGUACCAACACCAAUAAGACCACCUGGCACUGCAAAUUGUAGCUCAUUUUGCUCAGUAUACAAAGAAACGAUUCUCGAAAAAAUUGGCCUGCAAGUUAACUUGCCUUCAGAAUCUUUACUAACCAAUCCGGGUCUGACUUCAAUUUCUUGGCCAACUUUCAAAACCCCUCUUAAAAUACUACCACCAGCAACUCCGCCUUUUAAAUCAUGGACUUCACAGCCAGGUUUGUUAACAUCAAAAGACCUGAUGACUAUUAAGCGUGGCAAAGAAGUAAAAUCACGUUGUGGUAUGGGAAUUUUUUUGGUGAUGUAUUCGCAUAAAACUUCAAUAUUGUACUUCAAUUGGGCAGAGAUUGGGAUGAUGGGUGCGCCCUCUGCAACAGUACCUUGAACAAACUUGACGAUUUGUUCGUGCUGCUCUUUAGCCUGGCCCUCUUUCACCAAAUCGAUUUUGUUUUGCAAAAUGAUUAUGUGUUUGAGUUUCAUGAUUUCUAUUGCGGCCAAAUGUUCACUGGUUUGAGGCUGGGGACAGGAUUCGUUAC